This is a messenger RNA of Lacerta agilis (Sand lizard), 8422 nucleotides long. RefSeq names its product helicase with zinc finger (gene HELZ). The coding region runs from base 1 to 4908 and encodes 1635 amino acids. Gene Ontology annotation, biological process: regulatory ncRNA-mediated post-transcriptional gene silencing. The record is from RefSeq and is a predicted model, not a curated record. Gene Ontology annotation, cellular component: P granule; cytosol. Gene Ontology annotation, molecular function: helicase activity; metal ion binding. NCBI's taxonomy places the organism in Eukaryota, Metazoa, Chordata, Lepidosauria, Squamata, Lacertidae. The transcript has 30 exons.
AUGGCAGACAGAAGACCAGAGAAGUCAUGUGAACAAGCAUGUGAAUCACUCAGACAGCAGGAUUACGAAGUGGCGGUGAAGCACUGCACGGAGGCCCUCUUUUCCCUCAGUCGGUACCCUCCCAGUCACUUCCCAGAAGCAUGUCAGGCUGAAAUCGACCGCAUCAAAAUUGAGAGCCUUCUCUAUAGAAUCGCUUCUUCUUUACAACUUAAAAACUAUGGAAAGGCAGAUGAAGACUGCAGGCAUGUAUUGGGAGAAGGACUGGACAAGGAAGAUGACACUUUCCGUGCAGUGCUUUGCUGCAUGCAUCUUAAAGGGAAGCUGCAGAUUGUAUCGAACGCUCUUUCUAAAUCACUGAUGGGUGAAUCACUGAACGGGAUGGUAACUAAAGAUCUGACGAGGCUGAAAACACUUCUUGUUGAAACAGAGGCAGCAGCUGGUAAAGUACCCUCAGUAUACCGUGUAGAAGAAUUGGAGGAAGGAUCUCAGGAUGGCUGGCAAUUUCGACCGCCGCCCAGGGGAGUCACAAGUAGUGAGGAGUACACACUAUGCAGAAGGUUUUUAGAGCAAGGAAUCUGCAGGUAUGGUGCACAGUGUACUUCAGCACAUUCCCAGGAAGAGCUAACAGAAUGGCAGAAGCGAUACGCAUCCCGCUUGAUAAGGUUGAAACAGCAGAAGGAAAACAAGCAAUGUUUAGGCAGUUACAUGGAAUCCCUGAUCGAGAAAUGGAUGAACUCAUUAUCUCCUGAGAAAGUGCUUAGUGAGUGCCUAGAUGGCGUGAGAGUUGAACAUAGCCCUGAACUGUCAGUUACUGUCACGACCAAAAAAUCACAACAGAUGUGGACAUUUGCUCUGACAUGUAAGCCUGCAAGAAUGCUGUAUCGGGUGGCAUUGCUUUAUGAUGCGCAUCGUCCUCAUUUCACUAUCACAGCAAUAUCUGCAGGAGAUAGCACUACCCAGGUAUCGCAAGCAGUCCCAGAAAACUGCCAGGAAUGGAUAGGAGGAAAAAUGGCCCAGAAUGGAAUAGAUCACUUGGUGUACAAAAUCAGCAUAGCCUUUAGCACAGAAAUCUUUGGGACGUUUCGCCAAACUGUGGUAUUUGAUUUUGGAACUGAACCAGUUUUGAUGCAACGAGUGAUGAUUGAUGCUGCUUCAACAGAAGAUCUUGAAUACCGGAUGAAUGCACGACAACAAUUACUAACUACAGCCAAACGUUGGGAUUCCACUUCUAAGACUAUUGUAGAAUUUGAGCCAAAUGAGACUACUGAAUUGGAUAAGAGCCUUCUGAUCAGAUACCAAAUUCCUCUCUCUGCUGACCAGUUAUUUACACAGUCUGUCUUGGAUAAAUCAUUGACCAAGAGUAACUAUCAGUCACGAUUGCAUGAUCUCCUUUAUAUUGAAGAAAUAGCACAAUAUAAAGAAGUCAGCAAGUUCAACAUAAAAGUGCAAUUGCAGAUUGUAGCAAACUUCAUGCUCACCGGUGUUUCUGGAGGUGCAAAGUAUGCCCAAAAUGGACAGCUUUUUGGACGAUUUAAACUCACUGAAACACUUUCUGAAGACACUUUGGCAGGACGACUGGUGAUGACCAAAGUCAAUGCUGUUUAUUUAUUGCCAGUCACUAAAGAGAAGUCAAUACUGACCCAAGGAACCAAAGAAAAGGUGUAUGAAGCAGCUAUUGAAGAAAAAACAAAGGAGUAUAUAUUUUUGAGAAUAUCCAGGGAAUGCUGUGAAGAACUUAAUCUUCGAGCAGAUUCUGAAAUGCAGGUUGAACUUCAGUUUCAGUUAAACCGCUUACCCCUCUGUGAAAUGCAUUAUGCCUUGGACAGGAUCAAGGACAACAGUAUUCUCUUUCCAGAUGUCAGCAUGACUCCCACAAUACCUUGGAGCCCCAACAGACAGUGGGAUGAGCAGUUGGAUCCUCGGCUCAAUGCAAAGCAGAAAGAGGCUGUUCUGGCUAUCACAACACCACUCUCAAUACAGUUGCCUCCUGUUCUUAUCAUCGGUCCCUAUGGGACAGGAAAAACCUUCACUUUGGCUCAGGCAGUCAAGCACAUACUCCAACAGCAGGAUACUAGCAGGAUUCUCAUUUGCACCCAUUCUAAUAGUGCUGCUGAUCUCUACAUAAAGGAUUAUUUACAUCCAUAUGUAGAAGCAGGCAAUCCCCAGGCGAGACCUCUCAGGGUGUAUUUCAGAAAUCGCUGGGUAAAGACUGUUCACCCAGUUGUGCAUCAAUACUGUUUGAUUUCAAGCACACAUUCCACCUUUCAGAUGCCCCAGAAAGAAGAUAUUCUUAAACAACGAGUAGUAGUGGUUACUUUGAAUACUUCACAAUAUUUAUGUCAGCUGGAUCUUAAACCUGGGUUUUUUACACAUAUUCUGUUAGAUGAAGCUGCACAGGCAAUGGAGUGCGAGACUAUCAUGCCUCUAGCAUUAGCAAGUAAAAAUACAAGAAUUGUCUUGGCUGGAGACCAUAUGCAACUUAGUCCUUUUGUCUACAGUGAGUUUGCCAGAGAGAGAAAUCUUCACGUCUCGCUACUUGACCGUCUCUAUGAACACUACCCUGCAGAAUUUCCUUGCAGGAUCUUGCUGUGUGAGAACUAUCGCUCCCAUGAAGCUAUCAUCAAUUACACAUCUGAACUUUUCUAUGAGGGCAAAUUGAUGGCAAGUGGAAAGCAGCCAGCGCACAAGGAUUUCUACCCACUGACUUUCUUCACGGCACGAGGAGAAGAUGUGCAAGAAAAAAACAGUACUGCUUUUUACAACAAUGCAGAGGUGUUUGAAGUUGUAGAACGUGUCGAAGAACUGAGGAGAAAGUGGCCUGUAGCCUGGGGGAAACUGGAUGACGGCAGCAUAGGUGUUGUAACACCAUAUGCUGAUCAAGUGUUCAGAAUUCGGGCAGAGCUUCGGAAAAAAAGAUUGUCUGAUGUCAGUGUUGAAAGAGUGCUAAAUGUUCAGGGAAAGCAGUUUCGAGUGUUGUUUCUCAGCACGGUACGAACACGGCACACAUGCAAACACAAGCAAACACCAAUAAAACGGAAGGAGCAUUUAUUGGAAGAUUCAACUGAAGACUUGGAUUAUGGUUUUUUGUCCAAUUACAAACUUCUCAACACAGCCAUAACAAGAGCACAGUCCCUAGUAGCUGUGGUGGGAGACCCUAUUGCUCUGUGUUCCAUUGGAAGAUGCAGGAAAUUUUGGGAAAGGUUUAUUGCCCUUUGUCAUGAAAAUGAAAGUCUUCAUGGUAUCACAUUUGAUCAGAUCAAGGCUCAGCUGGAAGCUUUGGAGUUAAAGAAAACCUAUGUAUUGAAUCCGCUGGCUCCUGAAUUUAUUCCACGGGCGUUGCGACAGCAGCAUUCAUCACACACUAACAAACCACAGCAGUCACCACCAAAGGUGAAAGGCCACCACCAUAAUCAGAAUGACCAUUUUCAAAGUGAUGGAAUUGUUCAGCCCAAUCCUUCUGUUUUAAUUGGAAAUCCUAUCAGAGCCUAUACUCCUCCUCCCCCUCCUCCACCUACUUCUGGGCCUCAUCCCAACCUUGGGAAAUCUCCUAGUCCAGUUCAAAGGAUAGAUCCUCACACUGGGACAAGCAUUCUUUAUGUACCUGCUGUUUAUGGAGGAAAUAUGGUCAUGUCUGUGCCUUUGCCCGUACCAUGGACAGGAUAUCAGAGUAGGUUUGCAGUUGACCCUCGAAUCAUUACUCAUCAAGCAGCCAUGGCGUAUAAUGUGAAUCUGUUACAAGCACAUGGACGUGGGUCUCCUAUACCCUAUGGUCUUGGACAUCACUCACCCGUUAGUAUAGGGCAACAGCAGCUUCACCAUUCAGAUAAAGAGCAACUUGAACAAAAUCGAAGCAGUAAAAAUGAACCUAGUGCUGGACCUGAAAUCAAUAAAAUCCGGACACCUGAGAAGAAACCCAUGGAAGCCAAACAGGUUGACUUAGAAGCAAAUUCCCAAAAUAGAAGCCCGGAGUUGCGACCCAGCGCUGCUUAUCCUAAUUCUAAAUUUCACCGCAAAGAUAAUCUUAACCCCCGGCAGCUGAAUCUUCACCUCACCCCUCCGCAUGCUCAGUACGCUGUUCCUAAUCGCCACUUCCAGCACCUGCCCCAGAUUCCAAGGCAGCCAUACCCUUUACAACAACCGCAGAACCCUUUGAGUCAACAGCAAAAUCAUUUGUCUGAACAGCAAAACCAAAUGGAUCCACAACAGAACCAGAUAGCCCAACAGCAUAAUCAUUUAAAUCAGCAGCCACUGCAGGCACCCUCACAGCUUUCCCCAGCCUAUCAAACAGGCCCCAACCAGUCAUUCUUUAAAAACCCAGUCCCACACAGACCUCAUUCCCCUGGUGUAGACCCUGUGAUUUCAGAGCAGCACCCUCCAUCCCUGUUACAAGAAGUUGGUAACCCUCUGAGACCCAUUGCACAGCACAACCCAAUGAUGCCGCCCCACUUGAACCACUUCAUUGAAGAGAAUCCUCCAGGGAUGCCUAUAGGAGAGCAAUUAGAUCGUAUUCAUGGAAAUUUAGCUUUGGAAACCUUAAGGCAACAGCAAGCAAGACUACAGCAAUGGAAUGAGCAUAACGCCUAUCUCAGUCAGGGCAAUAUUCCUUAUUCUCACCAUCACCAUCCUCACUUAUCCCACCUUUCUCAGCAGCCAAUUGGAUUGCAUCAGCAGCCAGUUAGGGCAAACUGGAAACUUGCCAACAAUGUAGAAGAUGAAACUGAGGCAACGUAUUCAAGGCUCCAGGAUUUCCUCCGAGAACUAUCACACCGUGAUCAACAUGAAGGCAUGGACCUAGCUGAAUGCCGCCACCUCAGUCGAGACUUUGCAAUACAGACAAGUACAAUCCAGAAGCCCACCAGCACUCCCUUCCCCUUCGUGCAAUUCAAACCACAGUGGCCACUUUCCUAAUUUCUCAGAGAACAGAAGACAUUGAAGUAUCUACAACCCAGCAUUUCAGCAGCAUCGGCCUCAAAUGUACAAUCCCCCUUUCUCAAUGCCAUCAGAACACAUACCCACCUUCCCUGAAAUACCUGCAGCCCUGAUGGAUCAUGGACUUAUGCUAAUCUACACCAGAUCAUCUAAUGGGGCAAGGCUUUCAUUAUGGUAUACCUCCAUUGCCUCAUAGAUCGCAGCAGAACCCUUUUAUCCAAAUACAGAACCAUCAGCACACAGUUGGUCAGAACCAUUUAACUCCCCACUUCGCGAGCAGUGUCUGCUUCUUCGCUGCAUAGCUUAGAAGAGUAUGAACCAAGAGGACCAGGCAGGCCGUUGUACCAAAGAAGAAUUUCAUCUAGUUCAGCCCAGGCUUGUUCUGAAGAUAAAUGCUCCUCAAGAUAGCCUUGGACAGUGUAAAGAGCUUCAGGACCAUAGCAACACAUCUUCUUUCAAUUAUUCAUCCCCCGAAUUGUGGGUAAACUCCACCUCAUCAGCCCCAUAUCAGAACAUUCCAUGCAAUGGUUCCAAUAGAGCAGUCCCACCAAGAGAACUCUUGGUUCCUUCAAAGACCGCCAAGCCGCCCGAGGAACCGAUGAAAGUUGAGAACAUCCAGCUGUCCAAUUCAUUUAAUUACAAUAUGCUCCAACAUCUGGCCAGUUCCCUCCCUCAUGCCCAACAAGCAGAUCGUGGAAUCCAACAGCAACAGCCAGCCCAGCGCUGGUGCAAACAAGCCGGCCAUGUCUUAAGUGCUCUGAGGGCGCCACCAAAGCCCAAAGCGCCCCUGAGCAGGCAAAAAAGAAUAGCGAUCCUUUGUCUUUGUUUCAGGAACUUAGUCUAGGUAGUUCAUCAGGUAGCAAUGGCUUUUACUCCUAUUUUAAAUAAUCAGAAUAUUUUUGUAGAGAACAUUUUAAUUUCUAUUUGUGUCAGUAGACUUAAGAUAGUUGGGGCUUCCUAUGCAGUUGCCACCAUUUCUCUUUGUUUAUAUUAGUAAAUAUAUCUUGGUUUAAUUGCUUUGCUGCUAGACUUGAAGCUAACCUUUUUAAAUUAUAUUCCGUUCCCCCCCCCCCCAAUGUGGGUCAGAAGUUUGAAAAAAUUUCCCUAGAAAACACACACUUUAAAAAAAUGAAAAAAAAAAUGUAACAUUAUAUAUGUGUUGCAUUAAAGCUAGCAGCUGAAAAGUUAACUGUGCAACUUAAAUAUAUAUAUAUAAUUUUUUUAAAAAAAAGUUGUCUAAAUUGUAUUUAAAAAAAUUGUAAGUAGCAUUUACAUUUAUUCAAUAACAUUUAGCAUACUAUGCUGGGUUUCUGUACCAGAAAUGGCCAGUUAAUGUACAAAUGUAUGUUAUGUCUGCUUAAAUUGUUUAUUUUUUUUUAAUAAAGGUGCAGCAUCUUAUAAUUACUUUCAGUUUUAUCAACUUUCUGUGAAAGGAUGCUGCAUUCUAAAACUUUUAUAGUUUUAGAACCUGUAUGAUGUGGUAUAGUAAUCUCCUUUGACUGUAGGAUAAAGUGAAGACCCUUUGCAGACCCACACACCACUGUUUUUAACUUUUCAGAGUAAAGCAGUGGUCGAUUAAAAAAAAAAAUCAAAAAAAAAUUCUGCACAUUUUACUUUUGGACAGGCUGCUAAAUUUAGCUUGUUGGAAAGAUUAAUUUGAUAGAUUUUUUAAAAAAAAGAAUCAUGAAAUUAAAAACAAUUUUUUGCUAUGUUGGGUGCUUCGUAGUUUAAUAACUAUUAAAAAAAUUGAGUGAAUUUAGUAAAUAUUUGGGUCCCCUCCCAACUAUGCAUGUGUAAAUGCUUGUAAUCUGGUUUCUCCUACUCUUGGCUUCUCUAGUGGUAUAAAGAAUUGUGCCGCUUUAAGGGUUCUCCCCCCCCCCCCAAGUAAAACCUUUUGGUACAUUAUUUGAUGUUUACAUUAAAUGUGACAUUAUACAACGGAUCUUCAGAUAUUUUGCUAACUGUUUUGUUGAGGAACAUAAUUAAAGAAGAUUUUUAUGUUUGUCAAAGCUGUAUCCAAAUUAAUCCAAAAUUUUGGGGAGUCAAGUUGUGGGGGGAGGGAGUGAGGGAGGGGGGGACUUGUGAAUCCAUAUGGUUGUUUUAUCUUUGUAUGUUCUGCUGAGGUUUUCCACAAUCUUGGUCUUUUACCACUAUAUAUUGAAAGUGAAAUCUAUAAAGAAUUAUACAGCAAUAUGUAACAAAAUUUUGGAGGAAAAAAACAUUUAGGGUAAUGUUUACCUUUCAGGUUGUGGUCUUGUACACUGUUCAUACUUUUGAAGUAAGGGAUGUAUCUUUUAUAGCUUCUACAGAGGCCCUUGUCCUCCUUUACACUUGAAAAGAUCUCUUCGAUCGGGGACGUUAAUUUUUAUCAAUAUUUUAAUUUAUUGUAAUUUCCCAUUGUGAGACACGAGAGUAAUAUUUUCAAUAGUAUCAUUUUAAAAAGUGUGUUUCUCUUUGAGGUGGCACAGCUCCCCACAGCUUUGAAAACAUUGGGAUUAACCCAGAACCUUUUUGCUGAGCUAGUACUUGCUGCUGUAUUCAAUCUGAUAUUUGCUCUUGUUACAAUCCAUUGUCCUGUUGGGGUUUUUUUUUUGUGAAUCGUUGUGGUGAAAUCUCAGCUUGGUUUGAAAUCAAUAUCACCUUUCUUACUGAUUUCAGGUAAGUCGGGAUUUCACUGAAGGGUCUUUCUAUAAGAGAUCUGCAUACUGAUUUAAUGCAUUGCAAUAUCUGAAUGGUUACCAGGUUCGUGGUUCAGAAAUGCAGGAUAAAAGCUGCAUGGCUAUGUAACUUGUAUUUCUUAAUGUUAUAGAAACAAACAAACAAAAAGUGAAGGAGAAUGUCCCUGCUCAAUUUUGCUUCACAGUUUGAGCACACAGUAUCAGGAAGUUCCAGAGACUAAGUUCUCUGCAUCCUAAACAGAGCUUUCAUCAUUAUCAUUAGUAUUUUUGGUCUGCUGAGUACUGCAGACAAUGGCCCUAAUGAAAUUAGAUUGCUAAUGAUAGUAUCUCAAUUGGUAUAAACCAGGGUUAGCCCCUUUGAAAUAAGUGACACUAUAUCUGAUGUCGCCUCCUAAAGUUCUGAGUUCCAAUCCUGCCCCUGGUUACUCAUGGCAAAUUCUGUUGAAGGCAAUGACAUUUACCCACUCAUAACCUAAGGCAGGAAUUUUGUCUUUUUGUCCCACUUAAAAUGUGGACACAAUAAAGAGUUGUUGGUGAUAUGUACAAAACCAGGGAUAGGCAGCCUGAUGCACUCCAGAUGUUUUGAACUGAAUCCAUAUCUUUGGCCAUACUAGGGGGGGCUGAUGCGAGUUGUAUUCCAGAACAUGUGGUGGUCACCAAGAUGCCUACCCCUGUCGGUGAUGAUAACAGGUUAGUUAGAGCUCAAAUGCACUCACUCAAGUCAGCACUAUAUCUUCAGGGGUUUCAAAUCACACAUUUAUAUAGAGUUUUAUUAUUCUGUUCACCUUAUCUGAAAUAUUAAACUAAUAAAUUUU